This is a messenger RNA of Colletotrichum gloeosporioides, 1827 nucleotides long. Its product is annotated as putative transcriptional regulatory protein C15D4.02. The transcript has 2 exons. NCBI's taxonomy places the organism in Eukaryota, Fungi, Ascomycota, Sordariomycetes, Glomerellales, Glomerellaceae. The record is from RefSeq and is a predicted model, not a curated record. Gene Ontology annotation, molecular function: DNA-binding transcription factor activity, RNA polymerase II-specific; zinc ion binding. Gene Ontology annotation, biological process: regulation of DNA-templated transcription. The coding region runs from base 1 to 1827 and encodes 608 amino acids.
AUGGCGGAAUUCAACAUCCAGCUUUCCCCAUAUCCGGAAUCAAACGCCGUCCCGUUCACCAAUGCACCUCAAGCCAGUAAACCGAAGCACUCUCGAACAAGCACACGAAAGGUGCGAACCGGAUGCAUCACUUGCAAGAAGCGCCACGUAAAAUGCGAUGAGGGAAAGCCUCACUGCAGCAAUUGUCUCCAUAAUCGGGGACACUGCGAAGGCUACGCCCUCGAACCGAGAAAGAAUGCCGCUGCAAAACCCGGCCAGGUCGUCUGGGAUUCCAGGCAAGCCACUCGCCAUGCCGCACACCCGAGGAUCCAGUUGAAAUUGGACCCUGAUGCUCUCGACUUCACCGACACAUCGAGCAUGCGCUACUUUGAAGAAUUCGUUAACCUGGCCAAAGCACCCUGGACCAAUGCAGCCGCCAGCAGCAGCUUGUGGGAAGUAACUCUCCCUCAGCUUGCACGCAACAGCAGUACCCUUCGAUCUGCCGCCAUGGCCAUCGGUGCACUCAGUGUAUGGCAUCGCCAAUCAGCCCAACGAAGCCUUCGCACAAUAUCCGUGCCCGAGAUGUCAACAAAUGAGAGCGACGAGCAUUACUUCAAUGCUGUCGCUCACUACUGCCAUUCCAUCAAGGAGCAGAGCCGCCAAGCAUCUCUUCAAGACGCCAUCAUCUUGUCUGUCCUUUUGCUCUUGUUCGAGACGCUUACGGAUAACAGGAAAGCCGCCCUGGAUCACGUUAAUCACGGUCUUUGUCUGAUGCUGUCUCUCAUCACGGACGAGAAUGCAGAACACUAUAUCAGGAAGCUGGCCCCGAACCCCAAGCCUCUCCUGGCUGCCAUCGCCGACGUUUUCAACCACCUUGCAAAACAAGCCCUGCCUACCUCGGACGUCGAUAUCGACGAUAUACCCACGGUCUUCAAAAGCCUCGACGACUUUGAAGACAGCUGGAAUGCCGUUCAGCGUGCACAAACGGCAAUGAUCCCCAUCAUGGUAGAAUACUUGUACAACUCGGACGUAAUUCACUCACACGACGAGGAGGUCAUCUAUGGGUUUCAUGUCAAUCUCCUACAGAACCCCCGGAUUUUGGAGUUCUCUGAGAAGUCGAAUAAGACCAUGGAAGCACUUGACGCCGGAUUCCGGCCCCUAUUCAACAAGAUCAUCAUGUCCCACGAUACCGACUCACCCCUCUACUUAAGAGCAAUUCAUCUGCGCCUACAGCACUUGGGCGUCUACACGUUCGACAACCCUCCAAUGUAUGUGAACAUUGAGUUGGUGAAGGCACGAACACCCCUCUUCCGAGAAUAUCUGUCUGUUGCUUCCAUCGCUCUCCGCGCGGCCAAACGAGAAGUUAAGAAAAACCCGGCUCAUCAAGUCUCCCUCCAGUGCAAUAUCACCUGGCACUUGAUGGUUCUGUCCUUCUUCUGUCGCGAUCCGCUUGCGCGCGAUGAAGCCGUGGAGAUGCUGAAAGAUUACCCGGGUCAAGAUGGCUUGUGGAAAACACGAGCUCUGUACGCCAUUGCAGCGCGAAACCGCACCAUCGAAUGCAUGAAUGCCUCCGAAGGCACGGCUGACGAACAGUGGCGACGGUUCUGGCGUCGCGAAUUCCUCUUCGAGGAGGGUGGAGACCGCGUUCUGCUCCGCUAUCUCGAGAAAGACGGUUUGCUUGGAACGUGGACGUUGGUGCAGGAGGCUGCCGUGGUCCGAGAUAAAGACGAAGACAUAGUAUGGACAAGGCAACCGGUGCAUGGGCGUGGCGGCCUGCUUAUGGCCGAAGUCUUCGGUGCCGAGCGUGCGGGAUAUGACAAGAAGAGCGGCCAAGGUGCCGAUGUUUAG